Marchantia polymorpha subsp. ruderalis is the source of this 5219-nucleotide messenger RNA. Lineage: Eukaryota; Viridiplantae; Streptophyta; Marchantiopsida; Marchantiales; Marchantiaceae. The record is from the annotation of a GenBank genome assembly.
GGUCAGUCAAUCAGAUAUUUGAGCAACUUGUAGAAACUGAGCUAAGGACUACCGGAUGAUUCUUGCUCGUUUCUCGUUGUGUUUUCUGUGGAUGCUUUUACGCUCUCGGUCCCAAGAAUCCGUUGAAGGUCGUGAUCUAUUAACCAAGGAGACCACAAGAGCACUCACUCACUCUACACGAGACGUCAAGUUUCUUCGCCGGAAUUCGUGUCACGUCGUCCUCCUCGGAUGCAGUUUCGGUUUCGAUUGCGGCCGAAAGAAUAACAGUUCGUCUAUUUUUUUGGGUUAGAGGGCGGGGGUGACAUCCGAGCCCAUACAAAAACAUUCCACCCGAACAGCAAAAACAAAAGAGCCCUGCAUCCGUAUCUAUCCGGGAAAAGUGCACAAGGUUGCCAGCUCGUCCGCUCCGAAGAUAGAAUGGAACCACGUUAGGAGCAUACGCUUUUCCUUGCUCCGAUUCGCUUGUCGCCGGCAUUCGGACUCCAGAAAUAGAUUUCCAUCGGCGCAAAUAUAGCUCCCUGAGCACUGGCCCGUGCUCCCACAUAGAGCCCCCACACAGAGAGAGGAGCACGGAACGAACGCAGCUUAUUAUGCAGCCGACGUCGUUGACCCUAUCCAUGCCUAGUCCUUAUCACAACUUGAUGCACAGCGACCUCCCUCGACCUAGCGACUUUCCCGUAGUCUGGUCGUGGUCUAGCCAAUGAUUUGCCACCGGUCAAGGACUCUGCGUUCCCAAAUCAUGUGCUCGUCACAGCUCUGGGCAAAACACGGAGCCCGCAACAUCUGCAUUUGCUUCUGCUUCGGUCUGCGAGAUCCAAAUCACAGCACCGAGUUGUGCGGAUGAUGGACCCAGGUGGCUGGGAGGAUAUUUUGGGAGAGCCGAUCAUGGGAGCUGCGAUGCUGUGCAUGGGAUGGGGAAGGAGCACAGCUGCAGUCAAAAGAUUUUCGGCAUUGGGUUCUCUCUCGGUGCCAUGCCCUUGGGGCUGGCAACGGAGCAGGUGGAGGCAGAAUGCUUCAACAUCAUCGGGGCACAUGGAAGGCCGUGAAUAGAAUUUCCAUAAUUUGCAAAUUGGAGCAGGAGCAGGAGGAGUUGAAGGGGAAUUCAUGAGCUGCUAAUCUCGUCUCACAAUUGGAAUGGUCAGCUCGUACGGUUGGUUAUAUUUGCAAGGAGAGAUUUCCAUCUCCUCCUCGGGUAAUGGUAAGAAAAUCCGUGGCAUAUGUAGAUAUGGUCAAGGAUUCUCGUCAUCAAUCUCCACAAACUUGUAGCGUUCCAUCCUUUCUCAUAUGAAGCUGCUGCAUCUGCUGCUGCUUCUUGCAAGCCAGCGAGGCCAUCGCCUAUGAGAGUCUGAUUCAGUUCCAUCUGCAGAACUGAUCGAGAAAAAGUAUUGGAGUAUCGGAGAGAGCUCAAUGCGAGACGAAGAAGAUAUCCCAUUAGCUCAGAGACCUGAAUGAUGAAAUAUUUCGACAAGGAGCAAUACAAAGCAGCAGGCUCUUCAGGCCAGGAGAAGACGAGGAGGAGGAGUGACUGAAGCAAGGAAGGAAGGAAAAAGAGGAAGAUUAUAUCACCACCACCUCCUCGCGCGAGGAAACAUGGCGCUAUCAGAACUGACCUCCAUGGGAUCAGUCAUCAUCACUUUGGGAUCGAAAAUCCAAACGCUCGGAGGCGAAUGGUACAAGCCAUCGGGAGCAUGGGCAAGCUUUCCUCGGCAGCUCGAGCAUCUGCGCAGAAAGCACUUGGACUUGGUGUCCAAUCUGAGCAGGCAUGUGAUGCUCCAGGAGAGCUGCGAUCCUAAGCUGAUCGACCAGAUGCUGUACGUUCGAUCCCUGCUCGAAAGCGAGGUGUCCAAAUUGAAGACUCAGAAGAGAGCUCGCUGCUCUGGCUGCUUCCCCAAGCUGAGCUUGAUUCCUUUCCCGGAGCCCGUGCUCCGGAGCGUGCAGGGCGUGAUCACCAUGUUCGACGGGCUCAUCGCAACAUUCCGACCACGAGAAGACAUUCCCCGAUCAGUGCUGAGAGCCAGCCCGAGACUGAUCCAACAAAUGGCACCUCCCCUGCCCAAGGACAGUCGGCACGUCCACUACGAGGUGCUCGAGUCCGGCGUCUGCCAGGCGCUCGAGGACCCAUCGAAACCCGCAGUCAUCCUGCUCCAUGGCGACGGAGGCCAAGGCAAGACAGUGGCGGCCAGAAACAUAGCCGCAUAUUACAGAGAGAAGGCCAAAGCUCCAGCGCCUGCAGCAUCGGGCGAGGAAAGCUUCAGCUUCGAGCAUGUGGCCUUCGUGGAGUGCGGCCCUGAGGCCGACUCCGCGGCCAAGCACUUCGAGGUGCUGCGCGACAUGGGAAUCGAGGGCGAGGUCUCGCCCGGAGAAGAGCAGGGCACCUACGGCCGCGGCGGCGACGUCUCCAUCCGCCAUCAGCUCGCGGGGCUCCUCAAAGACAAGGCCGUGCUCAUCAUUCUGGACGACGUGUGCGACACCGACAUCCUGCAGAGCUUCGUCGACCUGUUCGGCACAGGCGUCAAGUGCCUCGUGACCACGCAGGACGAGAGCUUGUGGCUCGACUCCUACAUGAUCGAGAUGACCGUCGGCCCCGACGACGCCAGGCGCAUCCUCGCCAGCCAUGUCGGCCUGCCCGGCCAAGUCAUCCCAUUCCAUCUCAAGGAAAUCGCAGACAGGUUAAUCGACGAGACGGAGGCGCAUCCUUUAGCGCUGGCGACGCUGGCGAAUGCGAUCAGCACGAGGAGGGCGUCGGACAUCCAGGAGUGGGUGGACGCGGAGAGAGACGUGCUGAAGCUGCUGCACUACGUGGAGGAGACGGCGCCGAACUUGAACAAGAAGUAUCCGAGGACGUUCUGGGCGUCGAUGAAAGUGUGCGUGGGAUCGAUGCCGGAGGAGGCGCAGAAGCUGCUGCUGCUGGCGGCCAUGUGCGAGGGGCCCUCGGUGCCGGAGGAGGUUCUGAGAAUCAUGUGCGAGAGCACCAAGCUGCUCGGGGGCGCCGCCUUCAAUAAGCUCCGCAACGACCUGGAGCAGAAGUCGCUGGUGGUCAUCGAGACGCAGGUCCUCCCGUGGGCCGACGCCAUCUCGCAGCUCACGCAGCGCAGAUGGUCGCUGCACCGGCUGCAAAAGCAGUUCCUGCGCCACGAGAUGAGCCAAGAGGCCGAGGCCUUCGCCGCCAUGUUCCUGGGCGAGAGCGGCGGCGACGACACCGACGCGCUCGACAGCGAAGACGCCAAAUUGUUCAAAGUCCUCUGCGCGCUCUACUUCGAGAAAUCUCUGGCCAAGCGCGCGGCCGCCAAGUGGGGCAUCUCCUUCAAGAACUUCAGCGAGCGUCGCCGCCUCGCCAUCGAGCCCCUGGCCUGGCUCAUCCAGAACCACAGCGACCAAUCCUCGUACCUCAUGGCCAGAAAGGUGCUGCUGGAGUACAUCUGCAAUGAGCAAGCGGAGGACAAGGACGUGGCGCGGCUGCUGCGGAUGCCGCGCUCGGCGGCGGCAACGUGCUGGGCGCUGGAGACGAUGUGGUGGAUCACGGAGCAGGCAACGGUCGGGGCCGAGGAGCAGAGCGUGCUGGCGGCGCUGGUGCAUCUGCUGGGCGAAGGCGUGGACCGGAACUCGCGCGAGAAGGCGCUGCGAGUGCUGGUGAACGUGGCGGCCAAGGCCUCGGCCAGCCAGCGCAUCCGGCUGGCGGCGCACCCGGGCGUGCUCGAGGGCCUCGUGGGCGUGCUGAACCGGUUCCAGACCGAGGCCGAGAUCGUCAACCUGUACACGCAGCAGGCGCUGGCGACGCGUGUCUUCAACUUCCUGGCCAGCGAGGAGGACAACAAGGCGCGCAUCGUCGACUUCCCGUUCGCGCUCGACGCGCUGGUGCGCUGCAUCCUCAAGGACGACGCCGUGGCGUCGCCCGAGCUCCAGGCGCACGCCGCCGUGACCGUCGCGAUCGUCGCGCGCGCCAACGCGACGCAGACUAAGCGCAAGACGGUGGAGUUCCCGGGCGUGCUCGGCGGGCUCGUGAAGCUGCUCAACAAGGACGAGGCGCCGCACGCGCAGCAGUGCGCGGCCUCGGCGCUGGCCUACCUCUCGGUCAACGUCGGGGAGCACAACAACCGGCGCAUCGCGCAGUACCCGUACGCGCUGUCGGGGCUGGUGAAUCUGCUGUUCAAGGAUCAGAGCCCCGGGGCGCAGAUGUGGGCGGCCUGGGCCCUGACGAAUCUGUCGGUGGAGGAGAAGAACCGGCGCGACAUCGUCGACUUCCCCUACGCGCUGCCGCGGUUCGUCCGGCUGCUGGGCAAGGACGAGAGCCCCGACGUGCAGAAGUGGUGCGCCAGCGCUCUGGCCAUGCUCGCGCUCGACGAGCAGUGCAAUCGCAAGAUCGCCGAGUUCCCCGACGCUCUGGCCGCGCUCGUCAACCUGCUGUACAAGGACAAGGCCCUGCAGGUGCAGACGUGGGCGGCCUGGGCUCUGUCGAAUCUCUCCGCCGACCCUCAGACCAUGGCCCAGAUCUCCAAGUUCCCCGAUGCCGUGAGACGGAUCAAGGAGUUGACUCUGCAGCCUUGAGGAGUUCGAGUUCCACCCGCCCCUCCCUCGGUCGCCGUCGGCCUCCUUCCAUGUACAUAGACAGGCACGAAUCUGAGCCACUGAAAAUCUUCUUGUGUUCACAGCUCUGUCUCGGCUCAGGCAGAGGCAAGCACCAGAUUGUAUGCAGAUUUGGCCGCUUAGGAUCCUCCACCCAUGGCCAAUCUGUCGAUCCAGCUCCACAGAAUGGCUCACGUCUCGAGUAUUAGAGUUUUUUUCUCUGUCAGCAUCUCGGUGAGGGCUGGCUAGAAGAUAGGCGGACCCAGACCACUACAAGUCUGUUCUACGAGAUUUGCAACCAUGUUUGGCAGAUGUUUCAUGUAAAAAUUGCACCCUUAUAUUCUCUAAUUGCCAGUUACAGCUGAUGUAUCAGUAAUCAAUAAGUAAAGAACCGGCCUCCAGACACAAGUAAACCUCUGUCUAAUACCAUCUUCGAUCAAGGUGUAGCAUGCCGUGAGUGGGUAACAUUUACACCCUGUCAGCUCAGGGUGGGUCGCAAGUGUCGAAAGCAUUUCGGAGGUGAGCGACUACUUGGUCUGAAAGUCAAGCAAAAAUGCAUGCCAUGUCAACGAGGAGAAGAUUCCGGCAUAAACCGAGCACGUGAACACUAAUCCAAAAGUUCAUUCACAUGACGAUGUACUGUUGGGGUCGGCGUU